This is a messenger RNA of Phoenix dactylifera (date palm), 741 nucleotides long. Its product is annotated as cytochrome c. NCBI's taxonomy places the organism in Eukaryota, Viridiplantae, Streptophyta, Magnoliopsida, Arecales, Arecaceae. The record is from RefSeq and is a predicted model, not a curated record. Gene Ontology annotation, molecular function: heme binding; electron transfer activity.
UUUAACGAAUCGCGCCGCCCGCCCGGAGGGGAAGCCCUUCUGAGUCGUACUUCCGCGUCUCUCCGUGAGGAAGGGGAGGAAACCCUAACCCUACAUCGAUCGAUCCUAGGGCUUUGUCGAGGGAAAUGGCGACGUUCUCGGAGGCUCCUCCCGGCAAUCCCAAGUCCGGGGAGAAGAUCUUCAAGACGAAGUGCGCCCAGUGUCACACCGUCGAGAAAGGAGCCGGCCACAAGCAAGGUCCUAACUUGAACGGUCUUUUUGGGAGGCAAUCGGGCACCGUCCCUGGUUAUUCUUACUCUGCUGCAAACAAGAACAUGGCUGUGAUAUGGGGGGAAUCAACUUUAUAUGACUACCUACUUAAUCCCAAGAAGUAUAUUCCUGGUACAAAGAUGGUUUUCCCUGGUCUGAAGAAGCCUCAAGAACGUGCAGAUCUGAUUGCUUAUCUUAAGGAAUCCACAGCUUCGUAAAUCAUGUUUAGUCGGCAAUUUUGUUUGUCUAAUAAGAUUUCCAAUAAAACCUGGAAAACGGUAAUGCGUGCUUGAGUAUACAUUCUUUUUUUUCUUUUUUUUUUUUCUUUCUUUUUUGCCCAUUUUCAGGGCGCAUUCAUUUUGCUGUAGUACUUGCCGUAGUACCGUUGCAUGACACCCUAGCGGUGACCUUUUUAAGUUCCAUGCUACGGUGUUGCUGUGUUUUUACGCUGAUUUAGGUGUAGAUUUGAAAUAUCAAAUGGUUUGAAUUAUG